AUGCUCCAUCGCGACGAGGAGCACAUAGCACAUUUGACAGCUUCCGUCGCCAAUCACCUUAACACAAAUGGUGCGUUCUUUUAUCCCUUGUUUUUUUUAACUCGAAAAGAAGUUGCGAAAUUUUUCCUGCAAUUACUCAAAGCACAGAAGUUUCUCCAUGUUCAAAAACCAAAGCAUUAAGCUUCUUUCAGGAGACUGUUUUAUUGAAAUAGCUUUGAAUUGUAACUUUUAUGUGAGAACAGAGUUGUGCCAAUUUUUUGUGGCAAAAAAAAGUUUUCAAAUUGGCUUUGCAUUUUUGAGCUUUUGCCAGCUGUUCUCGCUCCUUUUUUCUUCCCUCUCCGACUUUUCCAUAUUUCUUGGCGUAAAAAGAGUUGGCAGCAAGUUCAGGGCUGUUUUCGACGCUGAGCGAUGAGCGGAAUUCCACAGACCGCAGUUCAGCGACUCCCUCGCACAACGACGACAAUGAAACCCAGGUUAUUAUUAUGUUUUAAAACAUAUUUUGCGCCCUGUUUCGAACUUUGAGUGGUUUAUUGUAACCGACCAACAUAAGAAGGUCUUUUUGCACCUCGAAAGUUGCUGAAAUUGAAGUGAAUAAUAAGUGAGAGAAGUGCUGAAUGCGGCGGCAGUUGGAAAUCUUUGUGGGCUGCCUCGCACGUUGAAUUUCAUCCAAAAGAAGCCAAAAGACGCAUAAAAUGCAAAGCAAGCAAGCCUCAUGCUGCAUCUCAACAUUUUGAUGGAAAGUUAGAGAACGAGAGAGAGUGAGAGAGAGACGCGGCUGAAAUGGCGAAAUUAAGCGAGUUUCAUAUGUAAUGUAAAAUGCAAUUUUAUGCGUUUGCGCGAGUGUCUCUCACGCGGUCUCUCUGCGCUGCGGGACGCGUUUUAUUACACAUUUAAUACACUAGAAUGUGAAGGACACACGACCCUCUCUCUCCAAUGAAAAGAGAGAUGAGGAAUUAAACAAAUGGGUCGACAUUUUCCUGAAUAUUUUUAUUUUCCGGCUGGAAUACUUUUCUGGCUUCUGCAAGCCUCGAAGUUCUUUCACUCCAUUUCUUAUCAAAAUAAUCAGCUUCUGCGGUCAUUUAAAAGAAAGUUUACUAGGGAAGCACUGAUGGAAGUACUAUGGUUGAACGAAAAACGCGAAGAAAUCAACUUUUGAGUUUUUCGAGUUCACAACCACUUAAAAUUCAUGUUUUCAACUGUUUUCAUUCCCCGCAGCUCUCAUUCAAAAUUAUGACCAAGUGGGGGAAAAUAAUAGAAAUUUGGUUAGGAGACAUCGUUUUUAAUUUUGAGUUGAUUCAGGACAUGUUGGACGAAGACGUGAAAGACGAAGUGAUCAAAAACGGCGUGCAGAUGCUAGAAGAGACGACGACAGAGAAGAAAAGCGUGGAGGAACGUCUGAAACAGCUCGACUCAAACUUUGUCUACAUACAGCACCAGGUUCGGCCAGCCUCUUUUGGAGAAAGAGUCUUCCAAAUGCAGUGGGGAUAUAUGAUACCAAGAAAAACAGCACACUUUUAUUUGGGCACUAUUCUGAAGAUAACGAGGGAAGACGUUUAGUUUGAUCAGUGGACCUUUUUCUCUGCGCCUCUCUCCUUACUCGCUCUCUAAAGGACACGAACUCGUGCAUCUUUGGACGAUUAGACAUCGGCCCGCGCCUCGUGCUUCAGUUCCUUCGACUCGAAUCAAUUCCAAAUGCAAGCGUUUUGAAAUGAUCACAUCAAGCAGCUCUAACUUUUCUUCUCUAGUGAAUUGGCGAAGCUUUUUUUUUAUUGAAAAACCGCUCUGGUUCUUAAAAAAAACUUUAAAAAAGUGAGUACUUAGUUCCAAAUUAAAAAAAAGAAAAGUUUUUUUUUUGACCAGCUCUUGAAAUAUCCUACGAGAUUAUUCGAAAAGAAACCCUUUCGACCGUCCAAGUAGUUGUUCUUCAGUUCUAUUCGGCGUUGGCGAACAGCUAAAUUUGAAAAAUAUUCGCCUCUUCGGCUGAUUCAUUUUAUUAACGCCAAAAUGUCGAGUUUCGCUUCAAACAAAUGUAGACAAAUAAAAAGAGGAAAGAAAAAAACCGGUCCUUUACAUAUUUUUCUUAUUCUUUUUUUCGUCUUUUACACUCGCCCACAUAGAUGAGACGGGGAAACAGCAGCGUUGGAGGGGUUUCGCGUAAAUUUUCCUUUUUUGUCUGUUUGGGAAAAUGGAUGAAAGAUUCAAAAAAAAUGGCAAAAGAGGCUGUUUUUAGCGAAAUGCGUCAAGGUCGUUUUGUAAUUAUUGGGGCGCCGGACGACGUGAAUCUUCUGAAUGAAAUUUGUACCGUAUCCUGAGUGCGAAAAUCGUAAUAAAAUGUUUUCAAACGCAAAAAGCUCGAAAUGUUUCUGUUAGUUCCAGUGUGUAGUCUGAUGAUUUACCUCAGCAGCUAUAUUUUAAGAAAUAAUAAUAAUUGUAUAGACUCGACCGAGCCCAGAAAGAAAACCUCCGAGAUGUUGAAUUGAUUUUUGUUUUUGGUUCUCAUGUCAUUCCGAAAACUUUGAAACUACAUUCAAAUAGAAACAACAGAAGACAACACAUUCUAGUGUUCUAUUUUUGCACGUUGAGGUACAAAAUCACGACGAAGAACUGUUGAAAAAGAAUUAUUUCAGGAAAACAACCAAAGUUCUACAGUUUGAUGAUCUUGCAAAUGUAGUGUGUGUUUCAAUUUUGGAAUAUUUUUAUUCAACAACAUUUUACGGCCGCUUCGUCAUGUGAUAUAAUCUUUUCACGAACUGCUAUCUCUCUUUUUUCGCUGUAACUAAAAUUCCAAUUAUUUGCUCACAUUUUGGCGGUCCAGAGAUCAAAGUUACAUUUAAUUCCAUAGGUAAUUUGAUCUGAAUAAGUAAACGCUAAUGACUGGCGGCAAGCGACUUUUUCGACUCAAAAAAGGUUGAAACUGAAGGAAAGUAAAAGCGAGUCGAAAGGAAGCUCCAAGACUUUGCACCUAACACUGAUAAAUCGCGAGCAAUUCUUGGUAUAUAUCACCAAAUUUGAGAGCUCUGUGCAGUUUUGAUAUAUUUUUUGCUCUUUUUGCUUCAAUCCUUUCAAAUUUCCAUGAACUUUCGGCUCGAAAAAGAGUUCAGAAAACUGAGAAGAAUAUGUUUUAUUAUCUCAAAAAAGUUUUUAUCACAAUUUUCACUCAGUUCUUCGUCGGCUUGUGACGCCCGUGUUAAUACAAAAUGUCUUUUAUCAGACAAACAAUUUGUGCAAAAAUCGUUAAAGCGGCAUGAGACGCAUGCAUAAAUGAUAGCAAUACAAAGAUUUUUGUGUGCUUUAUUAUCAGUGAAAUUGCUCUGAUUUUUGAAUCUGAAAGUUUUUAAUAUCGAUAACAAGAAACGCAAAUGAGACAAAGCAUAAUCCUUGAAAAGAAAUUAAAAGGAUUUUUUCCAGCUUGCUCGAGUGAUGAGACAAAUGCACGUGUCGCCUUGUAACUGUGCGACCUGCGCCAGUGUCCAUCAGAAAGUGGCUGGAGUCCGACAAAUUGUGAGUUUUCUUUUCUCCGAGGUGUGAGUCUGUGGCUAGAUAAGUCUUGUUUCGCGUUAUUUCUGUCAAUUGGACGAGUAAAACCGGAAGAAUUUUGUAGAAAAAACUUUUUGGAACGUUUGAAAAAUGUAAGCCGUUUUAGCCAAGAUGAUGUGACCGCAAUGUUAAGUUAUGUAAUUUCAAAUAAUAAAAUUGAAAAAAGUUUUACUAAAGCCAGAAGGGGAAUUUUCUUUUUUUUUUUCGUUGAGCCUCUUCAGCAUAAAUUCACUACAACUUUCUCAGCCGCAAAUUGAAAGAAGUUUGGGCUUGCUAUCUUUUUUUUCGUUGUUGCAUUGUUAAGACUAUCGUUCUUAUUGGAAGUCAAACGUGGCAAAACCAGUAUAUCAUGCAGAUCAAUAUUUCUCAAGAGCAGUAGACAUAAUUCCGAAAUUUUACUUAUCAUACAGUGCAAAUUACAAAACAAUAUUCGCGGUAUGAAUAUUCGGUUCAAGAACGAUCCUGGACACAUGCUGGCCAGCCUGUUCCCCAACGCGUCCCAUCAGCAGCUGCAGACGCUCGUCGAGCUCUCCAAAAUGAACAAACUUCCAUCCCAAGUCGUGACGUCAGCACCUUCUUCCACUCCGACGACACCUUCUAUAGUCGCGCCGCCAUAUCCUUCUCAGCGAAUCGGAAGCGGUUAGAUAUUUUUCCUUCCAAGGUUUUCAAGAUUGAACAAUUAAAAAAAAGUUUCUUCCUCUGUUAUUAUAUUGUCUAGUCAUGUCCAUCUGAGUUUCAAUCAUUCCGGUCCUCCCGCAAUUAAACUAGGGUUUUCAGGUUACGGAUCGAAUCCCGGAGGUGGAAAGAUAGUGACUUCUGUGGACCGGAAAGCUGUAGCCGAGUACGCCAAGAUGCACGGAGGAGCCGCCGCGGCCAAAAAGUUCGGUGUUCCGCCUCCCGUCGCUACGUACUAUCAGAGGAAGGACAGCAGCAACUGUCAGUUUUCCUGAGAGUUCCUUGACAAGUAGCACAUGAGUUCAAUCCAAGUUCAUUUCCAAAAAUUAAUUUUUUUGGAAAUGAUUCAAUCCAAGUUCAUUUCCAAAAAUUAAUUUUUUUGGAAAUGAAUUUGGAUUUUUUCUCCGAAUAGAAUCAAAGAAGUUUUAAUGAACAAUUGUAGUUUCAAGCUAUGUGCCUUUGAACGGAAACUCUGAAUUUUUUUCAUCAUUAUCCGAAGUAUCUAUAGUUUAUAUUGAAAUUUGAACCCAUAUAUGAUCAAGUAGUAUAAAAAUGAAAUAGAACUGAAACUAGAUUUGUUUGAUUUCUUGUCCAUGGUGACCCAAAAAAAAAAAAGAAUCUAAAGUGCAAAAUGAGCAAUUAUCGAUGUUAAUAACACGAAAAUCGCGAUUCAGCUCUGAUCCCAACGACUCCCGUGAGCGCAGUGAUGCCGCAGCUACCGUUGUCGGCGCCGCACGGAGGCUCUGCGACGGCUUCUCCGGGCCCUUCUUCGGAAGGAGAUCGCGAGGAGAACGGAAACGCGACGCCAGCCGUCUCUUCGGCCUUCCCGGCCUUCGGAUCGCAGUCCAGCGUCACAGAGUGCAGUACUCCGUCCAGUGGAGGUCCGCCUAAUCUCGGUCAGCCCAUGUUCGCGCAGUGUCAGUUUCCACAACCAUUAUCCUUUUUCUUUUCAAAGAUGUCAAUCGCUUUUGGUUUUCUUUUUUUUUUUUUUAAAUCUCGCCAUAUUAAAAUCUUCUACGCGGAAUUUUUUUUUUUCUGAGCGUCUUCAGGUCGUUAGAAAAAGUUGCGAAACAAAAUUAAAUAAUAAGCACUUUUUUAAAACGUCUACGAGCUCGCAUGAUGAAAGAUUUUAGCUAUGGUGGACAUGCUGAAAAUGAACGCAGCGCACGCCACUGGCUCUCCAGGAUUUUUGCGCGGCCGAGGACGGGGAAGACCGAAACUCAUUGGUUUGUUCUUUUCUUGCUUUUUUUUUGAAAAAAAACCCCACAAAUGUAUCCGUCUUUAGCUUCUUUUUAUCAAAUAAACUGUCGCUUUGUAUUACAAUGAGUUUUCUUUCUAAAACUCCCUUGAAAAUUGUGAAAUAACUAAGUUUGAGAUUUACGUUUGUGUUUGAACAGCCUGUCAACUUUCAAAGCGAAAAAGAUUUCUGUCAAAAAAAAAAACGCAGAAUCGUUAUCGACAUUGUUGAUCUUCUAGUUUGAACUAUUUUGCAGGCGACGAGCUGGACGCGGACUUGGUCGACUACAUGGUCACAGUGAAGCAGAGCGACCCCCACGGACAUCUCACCGCGUCUCAGGCUCUCCAAAUCGCCAAACAGUACAUCCUCGAUCGCGUAUGUCGUCUCUUCUCCCAAAAUUUAUCCAGAUUCUUCAUCAAGUACUUUUAUGGUUUCAGGCUCCUGGUCUACUGGAAGAACAUGGCGGCCACGUGAAGCUGAAGCUGACGUGGGCGAUGAAACUCGUGUCCCGAAUCACUGAACGACAAAAGGUUUUUACCUUCUUAUUCUUUUUCAGUUUUUGUAACAUUUUAUAGAAAAUUUAUAGGAAAAAUAAUAUAUUAAACGUUAUAAAUCGGACUUCCAUUCACAGAAAAAUCAAAGCGCGAGCUUAUCAUGUUCGUCGCGUACAAUUAAAUUUUUAAAAAAAUGAUAUCUUGAAAAAUACAUAGGAAGUGAGUCAUCGAGGUUUUUUUUUUCAAAGUUGACCCGAAGAAAAUUUCCAUGAAGAGUCAAGCUUUUUUUACAGAAAAAAAAAUGGUAAAAAAAGCUUUUUUUCAAAAAAAAAAACGCGAAAAACGUUCAGGAGAUCGAGCUGGGUUUGCCGGCGGGAACUCUGUCGAACAUCGGCCGUCAGCAGCUGAACAACCUGCCCGGAGGCAACUUCAUGGCGGACAUGAUGGCUCAGAACAUUCUGUCGCAGCACAUGUUCAUGAACCUCAACGGAAUCGGCGGCGCUCAGAAAGGCUCCGGCAGCGACGAUUCCACUAACGGUCAUAACGAGGAAAACAUGCAUGGUAAGUAAAGUUCGAAAAAGUUCUAACUUCAAUUUGAAAAUUUUGAUCAAUGAACAAAUGAGAGCAAACAAGAGCUAGUCGUUGUCUGUCGUAUUUUGAAUUUGAAUUUAGAGUUGAUAAUCCAAAUUCCAACACUCCUCAAAAACAACAUCGCCGUUUUUUCGAACAUUUUAUUAUUUUGUGAGAACUCCUUAUGAUUUUUCUCGUUCCAGAAAACCGUCAUGCCAAGUGUCAAAGGAGUUUAAUGGAUCAUUAUAAUCUUUCCAUUCUAUCUGUGAGAUUUGUGUUCGUUAGAUUUGAAUUAGUUGAUGAAUAAAAACAAAUUUGAAAAUUGGUAAUGAUUCCAGUGGCGACUCCAGAAAUCCUGAAUGUGAAAGAGCUGCAUUUCCCUCUUCUGGCCAACAUGUUCGAGAACGGAGAGAAGAGCGGUCUGGUAGAGGGCGAGAUUCCAUCGACGAACGACGACGACGACGAGGAGGAAGAUGGAAUGGAAAUCGGCGUUGGCACCAUCUGA
This is a messenger RNA of Caenorhabditis auriculariae, 7018 nucleotides long. NCBI's taxonomy places the organism in Eukaryota, Metazoa, Nematoda, Chromadorea, Rhabditida, Rhabditidae. The record is from the annotation of a GenBank genome assembly.